AACAGCAAGCAGCUACCGGAAGCGGAAGUAGCUAAGGAUCAGAAACGAACCAGAGGGUUGAAGGUGGUCCUGGCAGGAGUACAUGAUGAAUGGCUGAGAAGGGUGCAUGGAGGAUACAGACAAUUUGCCAGCUUCCAGCACAGGGUAAAGAAACUAUUCAAGAGCUCAGCAAAGCAUGGAAAACCAUCUCUAACACGAAUGCUGCUUUGAGACGUCUGGAAGAGAAGCUGGAUGUGGGACCCACAAGAGGUGCUGUGUGUGACCCCUUCAUGGAGACUAAGAAGCCACCAAGCAGUACAAUGCGAAAAGUUAGCCGAAAGGAUGGGAGAUACUCAGAAUCCAGCAAUAAUUAUAUUAGCAAAUCCUCAAACCCAAGUAAAGCUGGUAGAGAGAAAUUAUCCCGAAGUCCCCUGCGUGCUACCACUCUGGAAAGUAACGUGAAGAAAACCAGUCAUGUGGUGUUUCGAGAGCCCCUGGCAUCUUACCGGGACUCUGCAAGUGCUUUAUCCACUGCAAAAGAGAGGUCAACUGUGCGGUUAUCGUCUGGUCUGAAUGCUGGAGGAUCAGAGGAAAGAGAUUUUGAUAGCACUCGUUCCUCGGCUGUGGAUGACACUGCAGUACGAUUUUUAAAUGACCAACCAGCCAUUGAUGCUUUGGAAUGGAGAGUACUGACACCUCACAGUGGUGCCUCCGAGUUUACCUUUCAAACAGAUUACGCAAGGACAGGGCCACUUGAUGCAGCUCAGCAAUCCCUUUCAUUCAGCCCAUCAAGUAACAGGCUAGAGGCAUUAAAGAGGCGGCAACCUGAUCCCAAAUUAGAUAAGCUAAAGGAGAGAAUUCGCCGACAGUGGGAGCUGUCUGGAGAAAGGCAUGCUGGUGACCGAAUACCUAGUACAACUAAUUUUACAGAGACUAUUAGCAGUGUAAAGACCCGCAAAGUGACAUCUGCUCCCCCUCCCCCUGUUUACCCAGGAUUUAACCCCGCUGAAAUGAAGGUCCGUACUCCAGAUGGCAAGCUCUUGCAAGAAGAGGAGUUUAAAAACCUCAGCCCCCAUCUGCAUGCCUCUCUGAUGCCCACUUCACAAGACAUAUAUACUAAUGAUGAUAAAUCACGAAGCAAGAGACCAUCUAGACCGGUGAGAAAAGUACAACGAUUGCCUGGAGGUGUGGGAACUGGCAGUCCAGAGAACAAGUCAGGACAUAUAAUCAGCACAUCUUCUUGGAGAGAUGGGCAGAAGUUGGUGAAACAGAUCCUUGGCCCUGCACCCAAGGCUGAGAAAUCUUCUUCAAAAAAUAUGUCCACGGACAGACAUGAUAGUAAGUUGACUUUGUCUGUUGAUGGGCAGUUGGAUAGGAAACCAAAAUCUGCUGAGAGAGAUGCAAGGAAAAGGACCGUGUCCACAGAGAGACAAAAGGACAGACAGACUGUUAAAAGAAGCUUGUCAAAAGAAACACAAGACGACGACCGGGACAGAUCCAGUAAAUCAGCCACAUCUCAACUGCAUGAUAACAUAGAUAAAUCCGCAAGAGAUCCGUCUGGCAAUACAAAGUCACAUGUACUUCUCGAUGAAAAUAAGCACCAGACUGAACCUACGGAUGUUAAGACAGAUUUUCUGCCUCUGGAGAUCAGGGGAAUAUUGAAUGAUUUACAGCUGGAUAGCACAGUUGAUGUGGCAAAGCAGACACGAAGCAGAAGCCAUAGUCCAACCAAACGGAAACCCGAUAAAGCACAUCUCAAAGAAGAGCCCCCUAUCUCCUCCAAGAAAAGGCACUAUGACACAGAACAAGUACGCCAAUACAUCCUGCGCCAGCAGGAAGAGAGGAAAAAGAAACAAAAAGAGCAGAAGGAGGCCCAGCGCCAAGCAGAGGAACAGAAAAACAAACGGUUACAGGAACUCUAUCAGAAACAGAAAGAAGCGUUCAGCAAGGCCCGAUCUGUAGCUUUUGAGCAGCAUGAAUCGAUACAGCCUAUCCCCAGUCAGUCUCUGGAUCCCAGUGCCGCGCGGCCACAAGAUUUACGGUCCACGUUGCUGCUAGGACAAGCUUGGCCUGACUUGAGUGAGCAAGAAAAGCAGGUCAAACCUUUGUAUCAGCCCUCGGGGGAGUCUGACAAGGAGAACAAGUGUCAGGAGAGACCUCCUAGUGCCUCUUCCAGUAGUGACCUGUCCCUCUCAGAACCUCUGCAGCCUCUUCUCAGGAGUGAUCUGAUGGACACGUACUGCUUGCAGCCAGACAGAUUGAUCUCAAAGGGCUCAUUACCUCAAAGUCAAUCUGCAGGGGGAACAGGAAUGCUCUCUCAACUCUUCACUCUGCCUAGGGAUGUGGAGUCUUUGAUACAUUUAAAGAAAACUACGAGCACAACGAUUCCAGAAACACAAAGAAAAGGCCUCCAGGGGAAAAUGUCCUCAAAUUUCCGGAGCAACCUUGAUCGCAUUGAGAAUCUAAAGGCAACUGCAGUGUCUCUGUCAUCUAGAAUUGAAAAUGAAGCUAAAAAACUAGCUGGAGGCUCACCAAGUCUCCCGUCGAAUUGGAAUGCUGAUGUUGAACCCAAGCAUGAAAUAAAAACUGCUUGGAAGAAACCAGACAGCCCACCUGAAAGAGAAGCCAGUGAAGACAUUUUCUCUGCCAGGCUUCAGAGGAUGCUGGGGACAUGUACAAGUAAUUUUUCCCAGAGAGACCUUCCUGGUGCUAACAGUCUUUACAAGAUGAUUCCUGACGAUUUUCAUCAAGUAAUUACAUCCCCUGGGAUAUGUGAAGUCCGAAAUGAAGAAACUCCUUUAAUACAAACAGAUCGGCUGUUUGAUCUUCAUCACAAUAUUUCCCCCAAAGCUAGUCCCUCUCAAAUUUCAAGCACCAGUUCUAUCAGUGAAGGCCCGCUGCUAAGUGAAGGAAGCCUUUCUGAAGGGGAGGGAGCGUCCCCACAUGCUGGGUCACCUAUAAAUCCAGCAGAAACUCUUAGAAAUAAAGAGUUUUGUGCUAGGGACUCCAGUUCCUAUGCUCCACUUGUUGAAUUCCAAAGGGAGGCCACAAAGUAUCCACCACUGUCAUCCUCUAACAUUGGUUCCCAAGUGAGAGGCCCUUGGGAAGAGCUGUCUAAGGGAAGUCCUCAUAGUGUCAUUAACAUCUUCACUAAAUCAUACCAACUCUUUGGGAAAGGUCUUGAUGAACAGUCAGGAAAGGGUUCACCUGAAAUCCAGCCACCCUAUGGACCUGCCAGCUCCCAGGACAGUGUAUCCUAUGUAGAUGAUUUUAUUUCUCCUUCAGCCAGUGAGAGUACAUCAGACAUUCAGAAGGUUCUGCAACAGAGUGUUGAUAGUAAUGCUUCUAGUAUUAAAGAAGAGCUCCCACUGGUCAAGUCUAGAAGUGAAGUGGCAUCAUCUCAUUCAUCUGGGUCUCGAUCUGCUGCCUCGUCCCCUGGGUCAUCAUCCUCUCAGAGACUGAAUAAACAUCGGAAAGGACAGCAGAACCUCAGCUCCCAGAAUUCUCUGGUACGUGAUCACAGCUCCUCUGGCUCGGAGCAUAGAUCGCAAGGGAACAAACGUAGUCCUACUAUGUCCCCUCCUGGAAAGGAGCGCUUGAUAGGCUCUGAUGCUACAGAGAGCACAAUUGGAGAGCUUUCACCUCGAUCCAUGUCUAGUGAAAUAUCUUUAAGGAGUAAUCGCUCAAGUGUCACAGAUGCAGUAGCUCAACCACCAAUGUUACCAAGACCACCUACAACACCAGGAUUGGGAGUUCACGCAUCAGUUGCAGCCACAGGGUCAGACCAAGGUACUAUGCGGUUUUCUCCAGCAGUGCUUCAUCAGCGCAUGUCAACGGAGCUGAAUUAUCUCAGUGCCAUGGAAGAAUCUGUGCGCCAAUUGUGUGACAUGGAGCGAGCACGUGGAAUAUCAUUAGCCCAGCAAGAAACCAUUUCUCUUGCGCAGAUUCUUAAGGCACAACAGCAACGCCAUGAGCAAAACAUGGCAGCACUUAGACAACAGGCAGAGCAAGAGGCCCAAGAAAGUUUGAGACAACUGGAAGAGGCACGGCAGAAGGCCGCACAGACACAUACUGAAAUGCUUCAACGCUUCCAGAAGACAAUGGAGACAUCUGCACCGCAGAAAACUAAAACUCAAGAGGAGAUGGAUCGUGGUUCAGUUUCUUCAAUUAGCCCUGAACCUACUGUGACUUCGCUUGUUGAUCUUCCAAACAGAGUACGACAACAUGGGACCAGGAAAAAGGGGUCUUCACCUCUGCUUUCUUCUCAGUCUUCCAGUAGUCCGUCCAGCUUUGGGGAACCUCCCCAUAGGGGUACUGAGCAGCACAGUGAAUCAGCACCUGUGAUGGAAGCCACUGUUAGCCACAGUGAAGUUGAAGAGAGCAUUUCUGAAGAGUUACCAUCCCUGUCCAGGAGCACUUUGGAGGAAAAGAGUGUGUCAUUUGAAAACAAAGAAACCAGCUCCGCAGAUCCUGUAAGUGAGGAGGGCAUAGAAGAGCAAUCGUUCCGUUCUCUGCUUCCCUCUGAGGCACACAGACGAGGAAGUCUGGAGAGGCAGCGCAGCCAUCGUCAUGAGUCUGAUGAAGAGAGCACUCCAGAGAAGGAACUCAGCGGACCUUUUUCAAGUGGUCAGGACAGUUUUUGGCGAUUCACCAUGGAAAUGGUUCGGCAGUACAUGCAGGAAGGAGAAAUGCGUUCAGCUCACCAAGCUGCUCUUCUCCGCCUUCGCCAAAAAGCUCUUAAGGACAAGACAAAGGCUGAACUGGCAUGGCUCGAACAUCAAAAACGGCGCCUAAGAGAUAAAGGGGAAGAUGAUAAGAUGCCACCCCUGAGGAAGCGACAGCGAGGACUUUUACUGAGGCUCCAGCAGGAACAGGCGGAAAUAAAACGUCUCCAAGAAGCAAACAAGGCAGCUCGCAGGGAAAGGCAACUUAUUCUGAAACAACAAGAAGAGAUCCAGCGCAUUCAGAACAGUACUCUGAGGCUGCAGGAGAAGCUGAAAUCUGCAGAGAAUGGGCAGCUGGAGCUUCCCAGUGAAGGAGAUGUUCAGCCAAGCCCUGCGUCCACUCGGUUACCCUCUGAUGCUGAGAGUCGCAGUCCCUCCCCAGUUUCUGUGUCCGGCAGCGAAACCAGCAGCAUUAUGCAAAAACUGCGGAAAAUGCACAGCCACAUGGACGCCAAAGACAUCUGCCCUGUUCACUGCUUCUUCUCUGUCUUUACGCCCCAGCACUGGGCCUCUCUCAGUGUGUGCUUUCCCAAACUUCACCCCAAAUUCCAGCUCUAUAUCUGCCGCCAGCUGCUCAGGUUUUUAACAAAAAGGGAGCAGCAACUGGUGCAACGAAGAUUACAUGCCCAAGAGCUGCUGGAAUGGAAGAAGCGGUUGGAUGCAGAGGAAAUUGAAAUCAGACGCAUUGAGAAGCAAGCACUUGCGGCUUGGGAUAACCAGAGAGCGAAAACGAAGAGUCCAGAAGUACUAAACACUACAGAAGAGCAAGUGAGCAUUGAGGGCUCUCCUGGACCGUUAAGUUCUACGAUUCCCACCAAGGCGCCUGGGAGUCCAACAUCAGCCUAUGUGCCUUCUGAGACUGUUGAACACUCAAGCAUCGCUGAACAACUCGAACAAAGUGAAGCCCACAGCAGUAUUUCUGAGGAGGUGGCAUCAUCGUUACACAGCAACGGGUCUACACAAAAACAAAGCAAGUCCUUGAAUUCUGGCAAAGAAAGUUUGAAGUCUGCAGCCCAGCAAGCCCACAUCACUCUGAGACCUCAUCAGCUGUCUCAAACCUGGUCUGAGGAAUCCUUAUCUGUAGCACAUUCAGAGACUACAUCCGACCAAAGCGAUAUCGAGUGCCGCAUUAAAGCAUUAAAGGAUGAGCUGAGAAAGCGCAAAUCUGUGGUGGACAAUCUAAAGAAGGAGCAAAAGAGAAGGCAUAAAGAAAGACUUAAAGCACAGGAAGCCAUUCUGCUUAAGCAGCUACAGUCGUAUGAUGAAUUUAUUCUAAAAACUCAAGCUGAACUCAGUAGAGAACAAGGAGCAGUGCCCAAUGCAAAGUCUAGUGCACAAACUACAGUGGAUUCCAGAGAACCAGUUGGUGUCAUACCAGAGUCCAUACAGAGCUCUGAUGGUACACCCACCUAUAAUUCUGCAAAUGAGAAUGAACAUCAUGUUGAGCCUAGCACAAAGGAUUUUGGAAUCUUCAGUCAAGAGACAUCCCAGAAGAGAAGGAGAGAGACUGAGGCAGAGAGUUUCUUGAAACAGUCUGUUCAAGGCCUUCCAUCAUUAUCUGCAAAUGAGGACGUCGGUGUCCAUGAGCCACGUUCACCUUCACACAGAGACAAUGUGUCCUACUCUACACAUAGCAGUCCAGUGUCUAGCAUCCACUCUGAGGUCCCAGAAGAGAUGCUGGAAACACGAAGUGAUCACUCUGUAUCACCUCUGCCAGUCCUGAGUCUUAAUCUGAAGAGUCCCACCACUGAUGAAAACCUACAAAGAGAACACUCAUAUUCUGAAGAUUUUGAGGAAUCUUCUCCCACAAAGCAUUCAGUUGGUGAAACCCCUCGUGAUGAGAGAGAAUUGUCAUAUGCAACUACACCUGGGAGAGAUCUUCCCAGCGAAGUUUUGGAUGAGCAUGACGAAGAGCACCUUGAAUGUAGAUCGUCAAGCCCCAUUUUGCUAGAAUUGCUUGAAACCACUCCUGCUUCUGAAGAGCCAAAACCUUCCAUUGACAUGACUAACCCUCUUGCAGACUUUCAGCUGGGAGAUAGGGUUCUGGUGAGUGGCGUACAGCCUGGCAUUCUCCGCUACAAAGGAGAAACUCAUUUUGCAAAAGGUGUCUGGGCUGGGGUAGAACUGGACAAGUCUGAAGGCAAUAACGAUGGAGCCCACGAAGGCAAACGUUAUUUUUCCUGUCUGAAUCAGCAUGGAAUAUUUGCACCGCCUCAUAAGAUUUCACACUUGCUAGUUGAGAAUGAGAAUUUACCCGAAUCUGAAGAUCACAUUUCUCCAGAUAAAAAGUAUCUUGAACCAAAGGAAGAGUUGGAUGGUUUUCAUAGUCCCACUUUUGGCGAUGUGCCUGAAAACAACGUUUUGGAGAUAUCCUCAUUAAAAAGCAAUGUGUCUAGUGCCUCAGAAGUGAGUACCAAAGCUUUGGAAGAGCAGUUUCACCCAUGUGACUUAAAUGUUGACAUCUCAGAACAAAUUUCAGCUGAUAAGGAGGACAGCCUUAACCCUCAACUUCCUCUGCUAGAUAUUUUGGACAGUGAAAAACAGCAACUCACAACCGUCAGAACUCAGGCACUGGAGCUGAACAGUCUUUCUGAAAGUCUCUUGAAAUUCUGUCUGAAGGACACUGUCACCUGUCUCCAAAAUAUACGCAAGCAACGGGCAGAUAAGAUUCUACAGAGUAACCAAGAUCUUCAGAGUUCUCCUACUACUAGUGAUAUCCAAUCAGAUAAUGACACGCCAAAUGAAGAUUUGCACCUCCAUCUGGUACCAGCAUACGAUACCAUUUCCAAACAGGAUUUGGAGGAGUUUGAACCAAGCCACAAUCUUCUUACUGUACUUGGAGAGGAGCCUGACUGGUUUGAUGAGGACUUUGGACUGAGUAGCCGCAAAGCCCAGAAGAGAGAAAUAGAAAAGAGUACGUCAGCAGAACUUACCCCUGAGCCAUGCCUAGUAGUACCCCUCCCGGAGCCUGCUCCCAAACCCAUUCUUCCUGUUCCCCAGCCAGAACCUUUGAUGGCUGUUCCUCACACUGUACCAGAAGUAGAACAGUUAGUACAAGUGGCAGCUGAUGAGUUGUGGAGAUGGAAACAGCUUGGCGGAGAUCUUCAGAAGAUAAGAGCAUCUUAUACACAAGCUGGAGAGGAGGACCAUAACACUGCUGUUUGUGCUUACAAGGCUAUUGUGUUUGACCUGACGUUGCAGAUAUUUGAUGAUAUAUGCUCUCCGGACCCUCGGGGAUCUCAGCCUCCUUGGAAGAAGCCUCCACGAGUUUCUCCACUGUAUGCCCGCCGGGUGAGGGAUCCUCACAACAUUGAAGAAGUGAAGUCUUUCUUAACAGAUGAAGUGCUUAGCCUCCUAAGUUUAAAGAAAACCCACAAUCAUAAAACAGACUGGCAGAGAAUGAUGAAGUUUGGGAGGAAGAAAAGAGACAGAGUGGAUCAUAUACUGGUACAGGAACUGCAUGAGGAAGAAGCGCAGUGGGUGAAUUAUGAUGAAGAUGAAUUAUUUGUAAAGAUGCAGUUGGCUGAUGGAAUAUUUGAUGCUUUAAUCCGAGACACUGUGCAAGUCCUGCAUCGCAUCCAAGAGAAGAAGAAUGUCACACUUCUAGUGUGAUCUACCACCAUACACUACCUUGAGGGAAAAAUCUCACUGGUCACUAGCUUCCAGUCAUGUGGACUUUAGAUAUUGGGGUUGACCCAAUAAGGAGAAGAAUCAAUGAUUGUGCUGUUCCUGUAAGGAACAAGUGUUGGACUACAAAGUAGAGCUCGACAGAGGGUCCUGUGCAGAAGAAGUAACAGAAGAGUGCUAGUUUCCCUCCUUGCAAAUGAGAUGUUCUACACUACUGGUCUUAAAUGCAAGGAAAAUCCGCUUCAUCGAUGUAUGGACUUAAUUUUUAAAUUGUUUUGACUCAUUCAUUCUUUUAAGGUUCUGAUAACCCCGAUGCAGAGGAGUCUACUAAUCACCUUGAGAUCACCUUACCUGUUGGUCUUACCUGAGCAGUUCCCAUUGCUGCAGUACAGAGACUGCAGGAGGCUGAGUAGUAUUGAUAAACUAUAUAACUUUGCAUGAACAUUUGAGGUCGGGUGCGUGCAGCUGCCUCAUAAAGUGUCCUUAACUUCUUGCAAUACUUGAAAAGUUGGGUGUAUAAUGCAAUUUAUGGGCGAUCAGAAAUCUCCCUAGAUAAGCGCUUUGUCAUAAGAGCCUGCGGGGAGAAACGUUAUCUCAUAAUGGUUGUAUCAGUUUUUGUUUUUUUAAAAAGCGUCCAUAAAAGAUCGAUUGGGAAUAAUAACAUCUUUAGCAUUAAUACCGUCUAUGGAAAUAAGGGCCUCAUAAGUCUAAAAUCUGGCAGUGCAAAUAAUGAACACAUCUCAUUAACAGGACAGACAUCCAUUCUAAUCUAGCACAUUUCAAGCGUAGCACUUAACCUUGAACAUUUCAUUACAGAUUUAUAAUUUGUUGGUCUCUGUGGAUUUCAUGAAUACGAUAUCCAACAUACUUCCACUUCAUGUUCAAUAUUCAGAGACCAUAGAAAACCUUUUGUUUUCACCAGAUUUUGAGUUUGACAAAUCUUAGUGUUUUUUUUCUGAUAAAUAUGUUUAGCUGUUUUAUCACUGACAUGUCCCAAUCUCUGAUCUCUCUGUUUAACAGGAGGGUCAGUAAGAAAUCUGUUGGUUUAUGGCCCAGUUGUACCAUGAAUACUUCACCUUGUCAUUUGAAGCUCUGCCUGAGACAUGUUGGAGCAGAGCCAUGCAGCCUGGUUAACUUGUUCUACCGUAUUAAGUUCUGCUAUGCAAUAAAAUGUAAUUAGGUGGCGUUAGGCUCUCAACCAUCAGACGGAAGUCAGAAACACUAGUAAUUGGUGUAUUUAUAGUUCUGUCUAUAGUGCUGCCAAGUCCACAAUGUCUUAAUGGACAGAAAUCUCUUCUUCAUACUUAUGUGUUACACAUGAAAAGUGCUGUCCUGCAUUAUGUAGCUUUUGUAAAUGCCACAGGCAUGAACAUUGGUAAAAUAAACAUGGAGAAAUCCUAAAAUAAUUACUUUGGCUAAUUAGUAGGUUUCCGUCCUGCAGCUUUUGAAUGCCACAAAGUGUACCACUUUUCGUGUACUGCUCAUAAUUUUGCAGAUUUGGUGUGUGCCCAGAAAGAGACAUGGUAGAUUUGGCAACCCUAUUUGUCUGGCACCCAGAAAAUAUAACCUGUAGCCUUUUUUAAUUUAUUAUUUUUUUUCUAUUCCAGUUCCUUAUAGAAGAUUUGUAAUGUGUGGAAUGAUGCACCACAACUUAGAAUAUCUCUCUUAGAAGCAGGAGUUUACAGUAAAAGCUUGUUCAUUUUAAGAAAUUGUGCUUAAUAAACUGUGAACAAAAGCAUUUAAGCCACGCGUGACAGAGUGCCUAACCUGACAUCCCUCAGAUCUGUUCAGAUUUCCGGCAGUAACCUCAAGCUCCCUUUACUCUGGUGCCGUAUACAGAUGUAUCUUGUCGCCCACAAUGCUGCAUUGUAAAGUCCCCCGCAAUGUAAAACCCUUGUGAAUAACCUGCAAAUGUACUUUAAAAGCUGUAAAUAAAUAUUGAUUUGUACAUGAGCCUGAAA
This is a messenger RNA of Pelobates fuscus (common spadefoot toad), 10291 nucleotides long. It is a transcript of the gene CEP350, whose product is annotated as centrosomal protein 350. Gene Ontology annotation, molecular function: microtubule binding. The transcript is spliced from 39 exons. NCBI's taxonomy places the organism in Eukaryota, Metazoa, Chordata, Amphibia, Anura, Pelobatidae. The coding region runs from base 90 to 8315 and encodes 2741 amino acids. Gene Ontology annotation, biological process: microtubule anchoring. Gene Ontology annotation, cellular component: centrosome. The record is from RefSeq and is a predicted model, not a curated record.